This is a messenger RNA of Tremella mesenterica DSM 1558, 872 nucleotides long. RefSeq lists its product as uncharacterized. The transcript has 6 exons. The record is from RefSeq and is a predicted model, not a curated record. The coding region runs from base 105 to 728 and encodes 207 amino acids. NCBI's taxonomy places the organism in Eukaryota, Fungi, Basidiomycota, Tremellomycetes, Tremellales, Tremellaceae.
CUCUUCAUCACCUUUCAUCCACCACUGUACAACUGUUCAACUAUUCACUACAGAGGUCAGAUUCAGACUUAGCAAGCAGAUAUCAACAGAGGUAGUUAUACAAGAUGUCCGCCCAAUCUCAACAGAUUAAACAAAACUUUUUGAACCAUCCUUAUACUCAAAAUGCACAGAAGUUUGUUUCUCAACAAGUUAACAGUCUCGAUGCUGAGCUCAACAAAUACCCCAUGCUGCGCGACCUUGAGACUCGUACCAGAAUUCCUAAAGCUUACGGUGUCUUGGCCCUGGGAGCUUCCUCGGUCAUACUCAUCUUCUUCAACAUGUUCGGUCUCGCUCAGCCCGUGUCCAACAUGAUCGGUUGGGCUCUCCCCGCUUACUUGUCCAUCCAAGCUAUCGAGUCGCCGGGGACAAACGACGACAAACAAUGGUUGACGUACUGGGUCGUUUUCGGCAUGAUGAACCUCAUCGAAUCGAUGGGUGUCAGGGCCAUUCUCUUUUGGAUCCCGAUGUACUAUGUCUUCAAGACUUUGUUUAUCAUCUAUCUGAUGCUUCCUGCCACCCGAGGCGCCGAGGUUCUCUAUUUCAACGUGGUCCGACCCGUAUUUGGCAACGUCAAAGCCCGUGCCACUGCCUCGUCUACCAACACGAACCCUUUCACCAAGGACGCUUCUGGGUUCAGCAUGGCGGGUACGACUGCUCCUUCGAGCUUUGAACACGAGAAGACUUUGUGAUGAGAUUGAGACGUUUUACAGUCUGAUGGUCGGGACGAUAAUGUGACGACGUGACGAGGAUACGAGGAUACGAGGCGGCCCUUGGAUCUGUGUUUUUCGUACUGCGUUUUUCGAUAGUAUAUGAAUUGCGAUGUGAGUGGUGGG